Molecule: messenger RNA, 753 nt
Organism: Phaeoacremonium minimum UCRPA7
Lineage: Eukaryota; Fungi; Ascomycota; Sordariomycetes; Togniniales; Togniniaceae
Exons: 1
Coding region: 1-753 (250 amino acids)
Source: RefSeq, a predicted model, not a curated record
AUGUUCAUACGCCUAAGCCUUGCGGCGGACUUAGACGGUGCGUUAGAUAGAGUCUAUGUAUACCUCCUUUACGACCUUGACUGUACUGUUUGGGGCCCUGGAAAGGGCUAUAUUGCCACGGGCUGUAAAGGUCAGGUCCUAGAGGAUAAACGCUGCAACUUCAAUGAACUCAUCAACUUCAUUGAAUUUGGAACGGCUACGAAUUCGCCCGCUUAUUACGAACUUGACAAUAGCUUCAACUUCACGGUCGGCACAAUUGCACAGAUUGGUGAUGUCCUUCAUCAGAUCAAUAUAGCCUGGAAUGAGGACACAAGUGCGGACCGCAUCAUCAAAGGCCGUCAAACUUGGACUGGGUUGUGGAAUGACUUCAGCUACGCCACGAAGCGCACGUUCGAUAGGGCCGUGGAGUCAGGUCUUAAUAUUGAGCGCGACUCGGCAAACAUCAAGAUUGCCCUCGGCGAGCUCCUCAACGUACGCGUUGCACCACUAAAUAGCAAGAUAGCAACGCACCUCGCAGAACAGGUGCGCGAGGUCAAAUUUCGCUACAUAGAUCGCAAGAAUUCUUUCGGCCAAUGGACGGAAAUUGAUUGGGAUGAAACCAUCCGGCAGAAUCCAGCGCUUAUGGAUCCCAAGACCGAUAUGUACAAGCUACUCACCAAGACGAUGAAAAACUAUUUUACUUUGCCAGAGAAUACUCAGGCACUGACGGUCAACACUAAGGCCGGGCAGUCUCUCCGGCCUUGCUAUGCUUAA